GAAGCAGACAUCCUAGAUGCCCCAAUAACAGCGGACGAGGUACAGGCGGCGAUUAAAACAACAAAGAACGGGAAGGCAACUGGUCCCGAUGGACUUUCGGCAGGAUACUAUAAAAAGUUCCGAGAAAUCCUAGCCCUGCGGCUAGCCGACGCCUUCAAUCAUCUGCGGCAAGGAG
Pelobates cultripes (western spadefoot toad) is the source of this 175-nucleotide messenger RNA. Lineage: Eukaryota; Metazoa; Chordata; Amphibia; Anura; Pelobatidae. The record is from the annotation of a GenBank genome assembly.